Messenger RNA from Melospiza georgiana, 2268 nucleotides. RefSeq names its product anoctamin 9 (gene ANO9). The transcript has 24 exons. Gene Ontology annotation, biological process: chloride transmembrane transport. NCBI's taxonomy places the organism in Eukaryota, Metazoa, Chordata, Aves, Passeriformes, Passerellidae. Gene Ontology annotation, molecular function: protein dimerization activity; chloride channel activity. The record is from RefSeq and is a predicted model, not a curated record. Gene Ontology annotation, cellular component: plasma membrane. The coding region runs from base 1 to 2268 and encodes 755 amino acids.
AUGCAGGAUGAAAUUCUGCUGACUCCCUGCAGGGAAUCCCCUGCUGAGGACACGGACUCCUUUGCCUCCCCGAAUGAAGAGAAGUGGGAUUUCGUCCUGGUGAGUGACAUCCAUGAAAUGGGCAGUGAGAAGGAGAUCAAGAGGAAAAAGUUCCUGGAUGAGCUGAGCAAGAAGGGUUUCACCAUCAAGAAAAUCGAGGACACAAAGCUCUUUUAUGGAGUCCGUGCCCCGCUGCACAUCUUCUGGAAAUACCAGCGUCUCCUGACGAACCCCAACAGCAGGCAGCAAAACUCCAGUGCCUACCAGGAUGUCCCAAUGACCACCAGGAUACGGGUCGUGCAUUUCAUCCUGCAGAACACUGUGACGUCCGACUUAGAGAAGCUGCAUGACCUGAUGAAGAAGAAGGUGUUUGAGGCAGCCUUUCCCCUGCACAAGAAAGAAGAGAUAAGGGAAAUACUAAAGAAGAAGUGGGCUCGCUGGAGAGUUCUAUUUAAGGAACAGCCAAUUGAACAGAUCAGGUGCUAUUUUGGAGAGAAGGUGGCCUUGUACUUUGCCUGGCUGGGCUGGUACACCUACCUGCUGAUUUUCGCUGCCGUGGCUGGGCUGGCGACCGUGGCAGCUGGGGCUACUGUUUUCAGCUCCAGCCAGGUGAGCAAGGAGAUCUGCAAUGCCAACAACACCAUCAUGUGCCCGCUCUGCGACCAGAACUGCUCGUUCUGGCUCCUCUCUGACACUUGCACCUAUGCCAAGGUCACUCACAUGAUUGACAAUGAGGCCACGGUGGUGUUUGCCAUAUUCAUGGCCAUCUGGGCCACUGUAUUCCUGGAGCUGUGGAAGAGGGAGAGAGCCAAUGUGGUCACCAGCUGGGACCUGUAUGGGUGGGAUGAGGAAGAGGAGGAGCUGGCUCUGCAGCUGAUCAAUAACUCACAGCACGAGCCCCGGCUGUACCAGCACUCCUACCUGCGCAGCACCAUCGUGCUCAUCCUGGCCCUGCUGAUGAUCAUGGUGCUGAUUGGCAUUGCCCACGCACUCGUCAUCUACCGGGCGAUGGCCGUGGCGGUGUUCACGCAGAGCGACACAAGCCUGCUGAGCCAGCACGCCGACAUCGUCGCCGUGCUGACGGGCGCCGUGCUGCACUACCUCACCAUCGUCAUCAUGACCAAGGUCAACUGGAAAGUGGCCCUCUUCCUCUGUGACCUGGAGAAACCACGGACCUCCACCCAGCGUGAGAACAGCUUCACCAUGAAGAUCUUCCUCUUUCAGUUCUUCACACACUUCUCCUCGCUCAUCUAUGUCGCCUUCUUCCUGGGACGGGUCAAUGGCCACCCAGGGCACUACGUGCGCAUCGCGGGCCACUGGAGGCUGGAGGAGUGCCACCCUAGCGGCUGCAUCACCGACCUCUUCAUCCAGAUGGCUGUCAUCAUGGUGCUCAAGCAGACCAUCAGCAACAUCAUGGAGUAUCUCAUCCCCUUGAUAUCCCACCAGCUACGGAAGAAGAAAAAGCACCCCCAGAGGAGAAGUCUGAUGUUAGGAGAGGAGGAGGAGGCAGAGGACCCCUGCAAAAGGCAGUGGCUGAAUAACUAUGAACUCAACGAGGUCAAUGUCUUCAGCUUGUUCAACGAGUACCUGGAGAUAGUGAUCCAGUACAGCUUCACCACCAUCUUCGUGGCAGCCUUUCCCCUGGCCCCGCUGCUGGCCCUCGUCAACAACGUCAUCGAGAUCCACAUGGAUGCCAUCAAGAUGAUGCGGCUGCGCCGGCGCAUGGUGCCCAGGAAGGCCAAGGACAUCGGGAUCUGGCUGCAGGUCCUAGAGGCCAUUGGCAUCCUGGCUGUCAUUGGGAACGGGCUGGUGAUCGCCAUCACCUCCGACUUCAUCCCCGUGCAGGUCUACAAGUACAUGUACAGCCCCUGCACGAGGGAGAAUCACACCAACAUGGACUGCUCCACCGGGUACAUCAACAACAGCCUCUCCGUAUUCCACAUCCAGGACUUCGAGCCCCACACCAAGGUGCUGCCAGUAUUUAAAGGGGAGCAGAUCAAGGAGUGCAGGUACCGGGAUUACCGCAAUGCUGACGACUACACCUACACCGUCCAGUUCUGGCACAUCUUCGCAGCCCGGCUCGCCUUCCUCAUCCUCUUCGAGCACGUGGCUCUGUGUGUGAAGCUGAUCGCAGCCUGGUACAUCCCCGAUGUGCCCCAGAGGGUCAAGAAUAAAAUUCUGACGGAAAAACACAACCAUCUCCGUGAGGAACUGAGCUGCCACACGUAA